Messenger RNA from Xiphophorus maculatus (southern platyfish), 3264 nucleotides. RefSeq names its product flotillin-1 (gene flot1b). The record is from RefSeq and is a predicted model, not a curated record. Lineage: Eukaryota; Metazoa; Chordata; Actinopteri; Cyprinodontiformes; Poeciliidae. Gene Ontology annotation, cellular component: plasma membrane. The coding region runs from base 101 to 1384 and encodes 427 amino acids. Gene Ontology annotation, biological process: regulation of receptor internalization; positive regulation of cell-cell adhesion mediated by cadherin; protein localization to plasma membrane. The transcript has 13 exons.
ACGUUCUUCUCUGAUUCCAAUUUGACGAUCGCCGAGCUACAGUACAAUCUGUCCGCAGCAGCACGAAACCAGUUUAAUUGCAUCCUGAAAAGGAAUCGAGAUGUUUUACACAUGUGGACCCAAUGAAGCCAUGGUGGUGUCUGGCUGCGGCCGUUCUCCACCUCUGAUGAUUGCUGGAGGAAGAGUGUUUGUCAUCCCGUGUAUCCAGCAGAUCCAGAGAAUCACACUCAACACCCUGACUCUGAACGUGAAAAGUGAUAAAGUCUACACUCGUCAUGGCGUCCCCAUCUCGGUCACGGGCAUCGCACAGGUGAAGAUUCAGGGUCAGAACAAGGAGAUGCUGGCCACAGCCUGUCAGAUGUUUAUGGGGAAGUCUGAGGCUGAGGUCGCUCAGAUCGCUCUGGAGACCCUGGAGGGCCACCAGAGAGCCAUCAUCGCUCAUCUGACUGUCGAGGAGAUCUACCAGGAUCGUAAGAAGUUCUCUGAGCAGGUGUUCAAGGUGGCCUCCUCCGACCUGGUCAACAUGGGCAUCGGUGUGGUCAGCUACACCCUGAAAGACGUCCACGAUGAUCAGGAUUACCUUCACUCUCUGGGAAAAGCCCGGACAGCCCAGGUCCAGAGAGACGCGAGGAUCGGAGAGGCUCAGUAUAAACGCGAUGCUGUUAUCAGGGAGGCUCAUGCAAUGCAGGAAAAGGUUUCUGCGCAGUACAAGAACGAGAUCGAAAUGGCGAAAGCUCAGAGAGACUUUGAGCUGAAGAAAGCAGCCUACGACAUCGAGGUCAACUCCAAGAAGGCCGAGUCAGAGAUGGCCUACCAGCUUCAGGUGGCCAAGACCAAGCAGCGCAUCGAGGAGGAGAAGAUGCAGAUUCAGGUGGUGGAGCGAACGCAGCAGAUCACGCUGCAGGACCAGGAAAUCUCCCGCAAAGAGAAGGAGCUGGAGGCCAAAGUUAAGAAACCUGCAGAAGCUGAGAAAUACCGGAUGGAGAAGUUAGCUGAGGCGCAGCGCCUGCAGCUCAUCAUGGAGGCUGAAGCUGAGGCAGAGUCGAUUAAGAUGAGGGGCGACGCCGAGGCUUUCGCUGUGGAGGCUAAAGGUCGCGCUGAGGCAGAGCAGAUGGCCAAAAAGGCCGAGGCCUUUAAGCAGUACAAAGAUGGAGCCAUGGUGGACAUGCUGCUGGAGAAACUUCCUCUGAUGGCUGAGGAGAUCAGCAAGCCGAUGUCGAAGGCGCAGAAGAUCACCAUGGUGUCCAGCGGCGGCUCAGAGGUGGGAGCCGCCAAACUGGCUGGGGAGGUUCUGGACAUCAUGACCCGGCUGCCAGAGGCUGUGGAAAAACUCACAGGAGUUGAAAUCUCACAGGUCACUUCGAAGGCGUCCCGUGUGCGUUAGGAAGGGUGAUCAUCUGAGAGCGCCACGCCUCCUCCUCGUGUCCAAUCUGUACCGUCGUUCUUCUCUUGUUGUCUCUCCAUGGACGUUUCCCCUCCUUUCUGUGGCUUCUGCUCAUUUCCUGGAUGUCUGCUGUUUUUCUCCCUGUCGUUACCAACCACAGAAACACUCGGAUGUUUUUUGGGCCCGUUGGAGUCGUAGCCGCUCAGCCCACUGUAGCUCAACAUGAAGUCAGAGCUGCUGCCUUUUUAUACCUGAUUUUCAAUAUGCAACUUCUUGCCUUGUGGUUUUCCUCAUCGUUCCUGCGAAGGAGCUGGACCACUAAACCAUCACUCCUCGGAGCAGAGGUCACUGUGCCUUUUUUAAUUUGUAACAGAACGCAAAGUGCUUUAGCAAGUUCAGGGAGCCCGAAUUACACCUGCUGCUACAAUGGAAGAACUGUCCUGUCACUUGAAAAGCGGCUCCUCUCCCCUGUUUGAAUUCAGGUCUGAAAUGUAGGGAAAUCUAUCAAAUUUUCCAUUUGUUUACUAUAACAAUUGUCGCUCUCUAUGUGGUCCUGACUGUUGAUUAUGUAGAGCUCUUAAAUCAGGGCUGUUAAACUCAUUUUCCUUUUGGGCCAAAUCAAGACUAUAAAUGUUCUUAAAGGGCCGGUUGUGCCAGAAUGUGUUGAUGAAACCCAUUAAGCUAUUAAAAUAUAAAUAAAUUCUUAAAAUUAAACACUGAACAUAUUUUCAGUCACUCCAAGAUUUCACAAUCUAUUUUUUAUUUACAAUAAAAAACUUUUGAUUACUCACCACAUCAUCCCACAUAAAGUAAGGCUGAACCAGCUAAUUAGUAGAAGUAUAGUAGAAAUACUGCCACCUGCAGGUUACUUAGAGCCAAUGGUUGACAAAUUUUUGCGAAAAAUUUGCAAAAAACUCACAAUUAUGCGUUAAUGUGAAAAAGUGCAGGGAUUUGUUGAUUGUACGCAAGUUUCCAAUUCACAAAAAACUGGAGUGAUAAACUGAUACAAUUUGUCAGUAAACAGAUAAAAAGUGCUUUGAAUUGAUUGAUAUAUUUAAACUUGCUGCUAUCUUGGCUGUUCUAUUUAUGUGUCCCUUUAGAGUCAAGAGGGCCACAUAAAAAGCUGUGGCGGCCCAGAUUUGGCCCCCGGGCCUUGAGUUUGACACAUCUGUUUUAAAUCCUCUUUGGUAAUUAAAUUACUAAUCACUGUUAGCGUUGUUGACCAUUGGCUACAUUUCUUACCAGUUUGAGCUGCAGGCAGAGGGAUUUCAGUCUCAAAAUGUCGGCAGAAGUGUUCGAUGGGAGCAAGUUUUGAGGUUUUCCUGUUCGAUGGGAGCAAGUUUUGAGGUUUUCCUGUUCGAUGUGUUGACAGUGUCUGGCGGUUGCAGAAAAGCGUGUUGUCUCUUUGCAGCAGCAUUGCUCUCUUUGAGGUCAAAAUUCUGGGGUUUUUUUUUUAGACAGAAUCUGCACUAACUAAUGUCACAAUUCACACCUCAGCUUAUGUAUGUUUUUUUUUCUUCUUGGAGUUUAAAUUGGACUUGGGAUGUUUUUCCACUGAACCUUUAAAUGGUAAAAUCGUACAGAAUAUUUGAGACGUUAGCUGAGACCUGUUCUAAUAUAACUACAGGUGUAUUCUUAUUUUUUUUUUGUAUGUGUAUUAACUACCAGUUGCAUCUGUAUCAGACUUUAUAGACUUUUACCCAAAGGUUUUGCAUCAGUAAGCCUUCUUGCUGUCGAUGUGAUUCUUGUGAGGAAUGCUUCGAAAACGUUUGUUGCAUGGCUACUUAAACUGACGUAAACGUAAAUCAUAUUUAGUAUGGAAGUGCUUGUACUAAAUAGUCUGUAGUGAACGAUUAAUAAAAUGUUUAACUCACCGAAAA